GAAAAGGAAAGAAGGCAUUUCUUGAGAAGGACGGCCAAACGGAUAGACGACUGGACGGAGGAGCGCGUCAAAAUUUGGAAGAUGGACGGCGGAGCGGGGAAGAGGGAGAGGGUGGUGCAUCCGGCAAUCGAGCCUCUGUCGUAUCUUCUCGGAACUUGGAGAGGUGAAGGAGAAGGCGGUUUCCCCACCAUAUCCUCCUUCGCUUAUGGCGAAGAGCUCAACUUCACUCAUCCUGGAAACAAACCUGUAAUAGCUUAUUCUCAAAAGACAUGGAAAUUGAGUUCUGGAGAGCCUAUGCAUGCUGAGAGUGGGUACUGGAGGCCAAAGCCUGAUGGAACCAUUGAAGUUGUUAUUGCUCAGAGUACUGGUCUCGUUGAACUUCAGAAAGGAACAUAUGAUGCAGAAAAGAAAGUUGUGAAGCUUCAAAGUGAGCUUGUAGGAAAUGCUUCUAAGGUGAAAGAGAUAUCUCGGGUUUUUACUAUGGUUGAUGAAGAGUUAUCAUAUGUGGUUGGAAUGGCCACCAGUUUAACCACUCAUCAGCCACAUCUCAAAGCAUCACUCAAGAAGAUCUAAUCUUGUUUUCCACUUCAAUUCUAUUUAUAUGUACAAGAUCACAAUCAUUCAGUCAUGUCCGGAUCAAACCAGUUUUUUAACUUGCAUUAUGUCAUAAUAA
This is a messenger RNA of Lactuca sativa (garden lettuce), 673 nucleotides long. Its product is annotated as nitrobindin heme-binding domain protein. The record is from RefSeq and is a predicted model, not a curated record. NCBI's taxonomy places the organism in Eukaryota, Viridiplantae, Streptophyta, Magnoliopsida, Asterales, Asteraceae.